AUGCUUCGCCUCUCUCUUUGUCGCUGGUGCACCGCCGUGGCCAGUGGCUCGUCGACUUCAACGGCUCAUGGAUCGCCGCCAGCGACCACGUUGCCUGACUUCUAUGGCAAGAGCUUCUCCGUCUCACCGCGAGCAUGGGCCCAGAUUACGCGGAAAAACUCAGAGGAAGGGUUUACAAACGAUGCGCGCUACCUUCGCCUCGCCAUCGACUCGGGCGGCUGCCACGGUUACGUCUACAAGUUCUCCUUUGAAAAGAACGAAGAGUUCGAUCGCGAGGGGGAUGUGGCUAUUGCAGAGGUGAAUGCGGUAUCGCCCAGCGACGAAGCGUUCACUGGUGCGCAGCCGUCGCCGCGCGUGGUUGUGGACACUCUCAGCGCGUCGAAACUCGAGAACGCAACGCUGGACUAUCACAGCGAGCUGAAGGGAUCCGCAUUUGUGGUGGUGGGCAAUGAGUUAGUCGACGAGUCCUGCGCCUGCGCCAUGUCCUUCUCUAUUAGAAAAAGGACGCGUCCGUCGGCGUCGUCGUCAUCAAGCUCGCAAGGAGCGUAUUCUGAAGAUGGCGGUCGUCGCGGAGGGAGCGGCGCCGCUGCUCUGCCGGGAGGUAGCUCUUUGGCGACGAAUGCGCGUCCGAUUCCCCGCCGUUCUCCAACGCGCGCUACUUCAUGA
Leishmania mexicana MHOM/GT/2001/U1103 is the source of this 666-nucleotide messenger RNA. RefSeq lists its product as hypothetical. Lineage: Eukaryota; Euglenozoa; Kinetoplastea; Trypanosomatida; Trypanosomatidae. Bases 1 to 666 code for a protein of 221 amino acids. Gene Ontology annotation, biological process: iron-sulfur cluster assembly. The transcript has a single exon. Gene Ontology annotation, molecular function: iron ion binding; 4 iron, 4 sulfur cluster binding; 2 iron, 2 sulfur cluster binding. The record is from RefSeq and is a predicted model, not a curated record. Gene Ontology annotation, cellular component: mitochondrion.